GAGCGGUGCCUUGGGUGAAAGAGCAGGGGUCUGGGGGGGUGCUCCGAUCUGGUUCCGGUCUCUCCGUGUGUCCCUGUGGGUCUGUGUCCCCUGUCCGUACGUACUGCCCAGCCAGGAGGGCAUGGCCCGCGGUUUCCCGGGAGUUGUCCCAUUCCAGCAACGGAGUUCAUCCUUCAGACUCCUCAUGAGCAGAGGAAGGUUCAGUGAUCGUGGUGCCCAUGACCCCCAGGUGUCCUUGGGAAUGAAGGCCAUUGGGGUUAUCCUGGUCUUUGCCUCCUGCCUGACGGCCCCUGCCUACGGCAACUUCUGGCAGUUUCGGAGGAUGGUCAAACACGUCACGGGCCGCAGCGCCUUCUUCUCAUAUUACGGGUAUGGCUGCUACUGUGGCCUUGGGGGCAAAGGGACCCCAGUGGAUGCCACUGACAGAUGCUGCCUGGCACACGACUGUUGCUAUGAGCAGCUGAAGCAGUUUGGCUGCCAGCCGGUGCUAAACAGCUACCAGUUCCACAUCGACAACGGGACCGUGGCCUGUACAUGUAUCCCCGGUCCCGGUGUCAGCUGCCUCUGUGGGCUGCGGGCAUGCAAGUGUGAUAAGCAGUCCGCGUACUGCUUCAGAGAGAGCCUGCCCACCUACGAGAAAAACUUCAAGCAGUUCUUCUCCACCCGGCCGCGCUGUGGGAGGCGUAAACUCCAGUGCUAGGCAGCCACAGGCCCCUUGCCGGAGACAGAACAUGAGAACAUCCACAUUCACUGCCACUUGGACGGCAUGGCCAGGGAGACACUCAAGAGUUGGAGAAAGAGGGCCCGGAAGAAGGCAUCAGAGGUCCCCGAAAUUUCCAUCCAAAUUCAGAAGGCCCCAGAGGUAUCAGGCUUCGAUGCUAAUGAAUACCAAGAUGACCUGACCUGGGCGGGUUCUGUUCUUUCUCAUGCCCACGCGGUGUGGUGGAUCGCAAAGUCGGCCACACCAUUGUCCUUCCCUCUCUGUACCCUUGCCUUUCCUGAAGAAAUGCUCGGCUUUUCCCAUCAAGAAGUAGAGUCUGCUUUUCCCAGUGGUUGAAUCUGAACUCCGCGCUGACCGUGUAAAUUACUUCGGUCAAUAGAAUGUAGUGGAACGGACGAAUGGCUUGCUAGUUCCUGAGCCUAGGCCUCAGGGGGUCAAGUCUCAGGACACCGGGCUCCCCUGAGGAGAAGCCUGGGCUGGCCCAUGUGCAGAGAGGGGCCAGCAUCUGACCGUCCAGCUGUCUCAGCUCGGACCUCAGGCAUGUAAAAGCGCUCAGCAAAGGUCAGCAGCGCCAACUCAUGGCGAGAGAAGCUAACUGGAGCCACGGCAAGCGUCCUGCUGACUCCAGGCUAAGUGGCUGAUCGCAGAAUU
This is a messenger RNA of Hyaena hyaena (striped hyena), 1372 nucleotides long. It is a transcript of the gene PLA2G2C, whose product is annotated as phospholipase A2 group IIC. Bases 122 to 700 code for a protein of 192 amino acids. Gene Ontology annotation, biological process: fatty acid biosynthetic process; lipid catabolic process; positive regulation of fibroblast proliferation. The record is from RefSeq and is a predicted model, not a curated record. The transcript has 6 exons. Gene Ontology annotation, molecular function: phospholipid binding; signaling receptor binding; calcium ion binding. Lineage: Eukaryota; Metazoa; Chordata; Mammalia; Carnivora; Hyaenidae.